AUGACUGCGAAGACGAAACAGGGUGCCAGUAUGAAGUCGUCAAAAUCUCUGGUUGACGAGACAACAGACGAGAAGAAAGAUGAAAAAGCGGAAAUAGUUGCGUCUAGUGUUGAUUCAGCAAAAGAAAUUACUGUAGCGAAAGAACAGGUGCGCAAGGCUCUGAAAGCAUUAAAGACUCAUGCCGCAAAGACCAGCUCAAAAUCGCUGUUUCCGGAGAUUGAUCAAUCCGUUCAAUUGCUUGUAUGUUACAAGAAACCUGCAUUGGUCAACAAUGGAAUGAAAAGACGAAUUGUACUUCCACACUCUGAUCGCUCGAUAAAGAAUACGACAAUUUGUUUGAUCAUGCCCGAUUUGGAUCAAUCAGCUUCAGCACGUACGGAUGCCGAUGUGAGUAAGCAAUCGCGUGAAUGGGCGGCGAUGAUUGAAGAGGAACAUGGUAUUACAAUUGGAGAACAUGUGUCGAAGAUUAUCAAUAAGCGGCAACUUGAACGUGAGUAUGGAUCAUUUAAACAACGACGCGAUCUAGCCUCAGCUUAUGAUCUCUUUAUGGUGGAUGCCCGCGUGUCAAAAUCUGUGCGCAAUUUUGUUGGAAAGGAGUUUGCAAGAGCCCACAAGGUCCCUCUUGAGUUCAAAUAUGAUAAGCCUCUCGCUUCGAGCAUUGAAAAGACACUUCGAACCACAAUCUUUUCGACUAGAGCUAGGAUGCCUAGAGUUGCCGUUCGUUGUGGUCACUUGGGUCAACCAAUUUCUGAUCUGGCUUUGAACGUUGAUGAGGUCAUCGAUUCUGUUGCUCAACAUUGCCCUGGAGGUUUCAAUAACGUUCGAUCACUCUAUCUUCAAUUGCCAAGUGGAGUUCCUUCAUUGUGUCUACACAUGGAUAACGGCUCUGCUAAUGAUGUGGCUUUGACGGCUCCAGAGAAGUUCAAGCGCCGUAAACACGAAAUUGAAGGAGAACUAUCCACUUUGCCAGAUGGACUGAAGGUGGCCGUUCUGCCAACAGGUCAAGCACGAGUUCUUCGAGAAGAUGAUUCACUUGCCGUGUAUUAUCCAACAGUUAAUGAUGAAUGGGAAGAAAAUGAUGACAUGAGGCCGGUGCUAAACCCAGACAAAAUUAACAAGAAGAAGCUGAAAAGAAAAGCUUUGAAAGAAAAAGCUGAAGCAAAGAAGAACAAGGCUAAAGGCGCCUCUCUAAAGAAUAUUGCUGGACUUCUCUGUUCGCCAGGAGACUUGAAAGAAGAGAAUCAAGAAAUUAAAGAAGAAGGCGAGGAUGUCAAGGAAGACAUUAAAGAAGAAGACCAUGACAAUGAAAGUGAUGCUGAUGAGGCCCCGCCAGUCAAGAAAGUCAAAAAGACGCCUGCAUUGAAAAAGCAUCCUUUGAAGAUGUCGAAGCAAAAGAAGGGGAAGCAU
Molecule: messenger RNA, 1407 nt
Organism: Mesorhabditis belari
Lineage: Eukaryota; Metazoa; Nematoda; Chromadorea; Rhabditida; Rhabditidae
Source: the annotation of a GenBank genome assembly